Scomber japonicus (chub mackerel) is the source of this 1251-nucleotide messenger RNA. It is a transcript of the gene adad2, whose product is annotated as adenosine deaminase domain containing 2. Gene Ontology annotation, cellular component: nucleolus; cytoplasm. The coding region runs from base 1 to 1251 and encodes 416 amino acids. The transcript has 9 exons. The record is from RefSeq and is a predicted model, not a curated record. Gene Ontology annotation, biological process: RNA processing; adenosine to inosine editing. NCBI's taxonomy places the organism in Eukaryota, Metazoa, Chordata, Actinopteri, Scombriformes, Scombridae. Gene Ontology annotation, molecular function: double-stranded RNA adenosine deaminase activity; tRNA-specific adenosine deaminase activity; double-stranded RNA binding.
AUGGAGAGGUAUCGAAUCCCCAAACUCAAAGAUAAACUUGAGGCUGGCGACAUCCUAUCGGGAAAUGAGGAUGAAGAUUCAGAUGAUGACGCAGCUGUCCUCUCAAUCCCUGUUUGGCAGAGUGACUGGCACAAAAAUCACAUGGCAGCAAUAAGCAGUGAGAGGUUUGACAGCCUCUUGAAAAUGUGCCCUGACUUCCAAGGCUGCAAGAGCCACAUGGCAGCAUUUGUCUUGAUAAGAGAAAUGUUAGACACAGCUGGUUGUCCAUGUGAGCAUUACAAGGUUGUGGCGUUGGGAGCGGGCCGUUUAAGCUGCAACAAGUGGCUUUGCUACAAUGGGACAAUGGUCCAUGACUGCCACGCCAUCGUCAUCGCCAGGCGCUCUCUUCUGAGGUUUCUGUACAAACAGCUUCUGCUGUUCUUUGAUGCGGAUCCAAAGGCUAAAGAGAACUGUAUUUUCAAGAGCAGCGCAGACAGCCACCAGCUUCAGCUCAAACCCAAGAUCAGCCUGCAUCUCUACACAAAUCAGUGUCCUGAAGGAGCAGCUAAGAACUUCUAUUUCAAGGGCUCUGCGAACAACGUGUCUAUGAAGCUGCAGUAUCAUGCCAAGAGCCGGCUGGUCCCUGUAGCCUACCUUGACCCAAGUUUCUGGGGUGCCAAAGUGUGCUGCAUGUCUGGUAGUGACAAGUUGUGUAGCUGGACUGUCACUGGGGUUCAGGGUGCAUUACUGAACCACUUCAUCCAGCCACUCUACAUCACCAGCAUGGUGCUAGGGGGCCAGAAGCUCUUAAAUGAGGGAGUGUCUGAUAUCACCAACAAGCGACUGGGUGAUGGAUGGAAAGACUUAGUGCCGCCACCCUACAAGAAACACAACAUCUUCUUUCUCUGUGGUGACCCUGUGGGGCCUGUUGUGACCUCCCCGCGGCAUGACAACCUCAGUGUCAACUGGUGCCUCGGAGACAAGGAUAUUGAAGUUCUGGACAGUACCAGUGGCUUUAUUGUUGAUGGCUCUCCAUCUGUGAGCGGUCCCGGCUUCUCUAGCAGACUUUGCAAGAGAGCCCUCUACAGUUCUUUCCGCCAAGUUGCACAGCUUGGUGGGCACAGCUAUCUGCUGGAUCUUCCCACUUACCACAGUGUCAAGGUGGAAGCCGUUGUCUACCAGACAGUCAAAGAUCUGGUCAAGCAACAGUUUUUGAGCGAACAUGCGGGUCACUGGAACUCUAAAAAGCUUGUGGACUGCUUUAGCGCGUGA